Lotus japonicus is the source of this 375-nucleotide messenger RNA. RefSeq lists its product as uncharacterized. The record is from RefSeq and is a predicted model, not a curated record. Gene Ontology annotation, molecular function: RNA-DNA hybrid ribonuclease activity; nucleic acid binding. NCBI's taxonomy places the organism in Eukaryota, Viridiplantae, Streptophyta, Magnoliopsida, Fabales, Fabaceae. The coding region runs from base 1 to 375 and encodes 124 amino acids. The transcript has a single exon.
AUGCACGAUGAUGGUGGAUCACCUUUCGCGGCUGAAGCUAUGACCCUCCGAGAAGGACUGCAGUUGGCAUGGAAUAAAGGUUAUAGAAAAGUAUCUGUAGGGAUAGACUACGAAGAGCUCGUUUCUCUCGCUAAUGAUUCUAACGGCGACAUAAUUCGGGUCCAUCCUCAAGCUUCUAUUAUUCGUGACAUUAAGCUUCUUCUGGGCUUGGACUGGCGAGUUGAGCUUUCUUGGAUUCCCUGUGAUGCUAAUGCAGCAGCUCAUUGGUUGGCCAAGCAGGGUGCUCAUUCAUCCCUUCCUGGGCUACAAUUGGUGACUAAUGUUGCUCCUGAGUUAGAGUGGCUGAUCUUUAAGGAUGCCUUAAUUGUUCCUUAG